AGGAACCCGUCAGGAAGAAGAUAAACAAAACAAACCAGAGAGGAAGACGGCGUGGAUUGAGAAGAAAUGACAUUAAGUUUUCCUAAAGACGGAUAAAAUUGGAAUUGCAACCUUUUUUGUACUAGCAUAUGGGUAGCUUAAAGACAACAGUCAAGUGAGGAGGACAACUCAGCCACACUUAAAUGUGCUGCUAAAGCCUCCAUAUUGAAAACAAAAACUCUUUUUUUCCUUUUUUUUUUUUAUGUUUAAAAUCAAAUUUCCUCCAGAGAUUGACGAAAAGAUAGGGCGACUGAGACAGGGGAGGUGGCAGAAAAGUUUCCGUCAAGGAACUGAAGAUCUGUGCUCUGCAAUGCCUCAGCCCUGCAUUAGCGGAAUGGACCCUCCCUUUGGGGAUGCCUUUCAAAACUGCUCUUUUACUGACCAGGCACUGACCAGCACAGACCUUUUGGCUAACAGUUCUGACCCAGAUUUCAUGUAUGAACUGGAUCGGGACAUGACUUGUCGCCAGAGCCCUAGAGGAGAUAUUUUCACAGUCGGAGACGGCAAAGACUUGGACAGCAUGGAUCAUCUGCCUGAGCUGGCAGACAAUGACCCUGCUUACAGCUCAAACUUUGAGCAGUGGGACACAUACUGGGAGGACUUGACUAAAUACACUCGCCUCACCAGUUGUGAUAUCUGGGGCACCAAGGAAGUUGAUUUCUUGGGCCUUGAUGACUUUUCCAGCCCUUACCAGGAUGAGGAGGUGAUAGGUCGUACACCUACCCUGGCCCAGCUCAACAGUGAGGACUCACAGCCAGUUUGUGACACUCUUUACCAUCCGGACUUGCUGGUGGGUCAAAAGCAGCUUUUGUUUCCACCUCCCACCAUGGCCAAGAAGACCAACAAACUCAGCAGCUCUGCAACCAGCGCCUCGAGUCGCAACCCUCUGCCGGACUUCGCCGAGGGAUCCCAGAAAGCUACCUGGCCUGUUGCCUCCAGCACUGACACAAUGGCCAAGGCCCAGCUUCAGGGCCCUAGCAAACCCUCGCCCGCAUUUCUGGACAACAAGGAUUACGUUCGCAAAGCCAAGGUGCGCAUUAGCGUACCACGCAAGCCUAUAGUAGAGAGCUCCACCCAGAUUAGCGUUUCUGCCUCUCCUGUUAUCCAGGAGCACGAGUCGUCAGCUUCGCAGGUCAGCGAGGACCCAGUCAUCGUCGCUGCUCACAUGGCAUCCUCCAUUAGCUGCGAAAAGAGACUGGAGACUCCUAAACGAGAGGUACCGACUUGUCCUGGUCCAGAAAUAGGGACCCUGAGGACGGUGCCACACAAACUCAACUUCCCUGCAGCUGCUGGCAGUGAAACCUUGCUCACCGUGAGUGCCCUUGGAUCCGACGCGUCUGCCGCUGACAAAAAGAAGGAGGAAGAGCACAACUACUCUUUAUUCUUAACCAGGGCCAGGCUGGCAGGGAAGGCGACUGCUGACAUGGAGGAAGAGGAAGAAGAGGAGGAAGAAGGUGAAGAAGAGGAAGAAGAGGAAGAGGCAGAAGGAUUGGAUCUAGAUGAUGAAGACCAUGAUGAAGGGUUUGGCAGUGAACAUGAGAUCUCGGAGAAUGAGGAGGAGGAAGAGGAGGAAGAGGAGGAGGAGGAAGAGGAGGAGGAGGAUGAGGACUAUGAGGGAGACAAAGACGACUACGUUAGUGAUGCAUUCUCAGAGCCAGGAUGUGACACUGAUAUGGUUGAUGAUGUCAAAGGCCUGUCAGCUGGAAUUUCCAGGAAGAGGGGUAAGCGUCGAUACUUUUGGGAGUACAGCGAGCAGCUCAUCCCAUCCAAACAGGAGCGCAUGCUGAAACCCUCCGAAUGGGACAGAGACACACUUCCCAGCAACAUGUACCAAAAGAAUGGCCUGCACCAUGGAAAAUACACACUGAAGAAGUCACGGCGGACUGAUGUGGAAGAUCUUACUCCAAACCCUCGAAAGCUACUUCAGAUUGGUAAUGAACUCCGGAAACUCAAUAAAGUCAUUAGUGACCUGACGCCGGUUAGUGAGUUACCUUUAACCGCUCGGCCUCGGUCUCGAAAGGAGAAGAACAAGCUUGCAUCCAGGGCCUGCAGGCUGAAAAAGAAAGCUCAGUACGAAGCCAACAAAGUCAAGUUAUGGGGCCUUGGAACUGAAUAUGAUCGUUUGCUGUUUGUGAUCAAUGCAAUCAAAGAAGAGAUAGUCAGCAGAGUACAGGAUAUCUCACAUGACAAAGGAACAAGUAUGACAGAGAAGCUGGAUAAACUCAUUGAGGAUACCUUAGUGCAGCCACCAGUGGCCGGCCAGACUUCAGACUUUGUGAAUCAGAUCCUGGAGAACACUGGGAAAGGAGAUCCCACCGGAGGGCUGGUGGGGUUGCGUGUGCCCACGUCGAAGGUGUAGAGUCACGCCGACCAGAACCUCGGAGCAUACGCGAAGCCAUCCGCGCCAUUCUUGUCCCACACUGUAAAGGCCCGACACUCUGCAUGCCCAUUUCACUUGGAGACGCAUCCUCACAUUUAAAGUGAAUACAUGCAUACGAUACCCGCUUGUCCGUGCAUACGUAUGUGUAUAUUCACCUCGUGUGCACCAAUGGAAAUGAAACUAGUAGUUAACCUUUGCACUCAGUAGUCUGUUUCCUACCUUGUGUGCAUGUGGCUGGUAUCGAUCAACAGGCCGCCAUGUUGCAAAUAUUAAAAGCCAAUAUACGAGAUACCUCCAACAAAUGAGAAAAAGAGAGAGAAAAAAGCUAAACAAUGAGAACCAGUUCUUGCUGUAGCCAUUUUCCUCUUGCGUCCAGCUAAAUCUGUCAAAUGCCCACUGAGAGUUUUGAGAAGCAGAGGCGCACUCUGCAGAUAAACUACGAAGGCAUUAGAUCCGUUGAUUUAGCGGUCAAAAAGGUGUAAAUGCAGACUUUCCGAGUUUUUGAACACGGCGUGUACGAUUUCACCCUCGUUAGGCCUACUUUAUACACUUAUUAAUCUCUCAACUGAGGGCAUAAGUGUCCGGGGAAAUUCCCGUUCGAAGCAAUUGUUCGACGAUCAAUUGAGAUGCACCAACUAUAACAAGGCAAACGCGAAGGAACCCAAAUUCUGAUGUUUAACGCAAAGUUACUGAUGUUCGGUGUAUAUAUGUAGAACAGGGAUGUUUCAAGAGAGUAGCAUGUGAGGAAGCAGGCCUCAAAUACCCUUUCCCACAGAUUUGCGAUCGUCUCAGGUUGGAAAGAGAGCGAGUGUGUGAGGGUUUUAUUUUCUUCUUCUUUCUUUGAAUUGAGAAGAUGGUCAGUUAAGUCCCUUUUUGUAAAUAGGCAGAUUGAUUAUUAUCCACUGGUGAAAUCUUUUCCUUUCUACACUUUGGUUGAAGUGCCCUCGUGUCAAAUCACCUUUGAUGUUGUUUUGCAAAUUCUCAGCGAAAGAGGCUUAAAAAGCUGAAUCCCAGACUGGGUUUUGUUUAUAUUUGUACUUUAUACAAGUAAGAUUCAUUGUGCCUUGUAAUCGUGGAGUUGAGGAAAAAUAAAACUCAAUAGAGAGCGCAAAUGGACCAUUUUGCAGAAAGCAAGAAGUCGAAGGGGGGUCGGGGGGUGGGGGGUUGUAAUGUAUUUCAGCUCUUUAAAGAUACUCUGAAUGUACAUAGGAACAUGGAAAAUAUAGAUAUAUGCCACAGAGUCUGUGCUUUGUAUCAUAAGAUGGCUCUGGCAAAUGUACUUUUUUCGGUACUUCGUUUAAGAGGGGGUGGGCGGUGUCGUAAUAAGAAAUAUUCACAUAUAAAAAAAACAAAAAAUGAUAUUUGCACACUAUAUUUUGAUUGUUUUGUUUUUUGUACCAAAGACACAUGCAACUUAAAAUGGCAACUAGCCAGUCUAAGUAAGGUUUUGCACAGCUUACCUGACACCGUAUUGAAUGUAGGAAAAAUGGUGGGGUCAGGGAUUUCUAAUGAACUGUGAAAUUUGCUUGGGUCCAAUUCUCUGCAGAAAGAAGCGUUCAUUUGCAUCCUCGUCGAAUUUUGUACUGUUCCUUUUGUUCUCAUAUGUAUUUGUACCGCCAUUCGGUUUCCCUCCUCCGAAGUUUUGUUGCGUAUUUAAAAGACGAGCUAUAAAGUUAAUGGAGAUGCUUCUAUUUUGCCCAUAGAAGAUAUUAUCACAAAACCAAAAGGUUUACUAUUCUUCCUAUAGUUGUAGAGGAGAGUGCAUUUACAAAAAUGAUACAUGUCAUUGUCUUGUUUAGAGUUUGAAUACGCAUUAAUCCGUGCACACAUUAAGAUGCCACCUUCUGAAAUGCUAUGUUACUCGGCAUGAAACAUUUCUAUGCUUUGUUGAAAGAAAAAUUGAAUUGCAUAUAUUUUUGUAGAGAUUGCCUUUAUAUUUCCUUUCUGUGCUACCCACAGAUCUCUCUCGGAAAAGUGUUUUCAAAAGCACUCAUCUUGCUAAGGGAAAUCAGAUGAUCCUUUGCAAAUUGUUUAACGAUAGAUUGUCAGUUAAAAUCCUCAUUUAAAAUUGUAUUUAACACAAUCUUAUGUAUGACUUAUAUAUAUACUUCAUCGGCUGUAACAAUCUCACAAUAAAAAGUCCAGGUUAUUUUUACAAAUGCACUUUACACUCAAAUUCUCAAUACCGUAGUUCAAACAAUUCAAAACCGCAUAAAAAUAGAACGCAUUACAGUGAUGUAUACUUCCAAUUGUACUUUAUGAUUACGUAAAGUGAAUGAGAAUUACUUCAAUGAGAAUUGAAGAGGAAAUGUGCUUAACUGUGAUGGAAAAUAAUGUCGUCAUAACUUAAAUAGUCCUAAAAUUAGGCUUCAUUUUCAUUAUGGAAAAUAAAAGUUCUUAUUUGAGUUGUGACCUAGACCCUUUUUGUGAGAUUUCCCUGCCACCACAAUCUCAAGCUGCUGCGAAUUUGUUCAUUCUGAAAAAUCUCUUCCAGGUGGAAUUGUUAAUAGUUUGCUAAUGGCCUUUUAAAAGUAACUUUAUUCUUGAUGCUGCAGCUUGUGGAGAAGGUUGCUUUUCAAAUAUCAUUUUGAUCAAAGAAGGGAGAAUAUUUUUUCCUUUAAAAUCUAAACUAAGAGUUUUGUAAAGCUAUUUUUCUUUGCUUUUAGUAGCAUAGUAAAGAUUCUAUAUACCGUCCAUUAUGUGUUGUAACUUUUUUUUUUUUUUUUUUUCCUUUUUUUGUACAUAGACAUGAAUUUAAAUGUGGAAAAUAUAUACAGUAUAUUAUAUAUCUAUAAAUGUAUAGUAAGUUCUAUAUUACAUGUAAGGAAGCAAAAGCACUUUGUCUAGACAAAAAGAAAAAAACAAAACAAAAAAAAUAAGCUUUCCCCCUCCCAUUUGCUGCUAAACCGACCUCGUUUGAAUGCUGCGGUGUGUACUUGACUUUUGCCAUCUUGACCAGGGCAGUGUGACAGAGAGGUCUUGAGCGGAGACAGACGUUCGUAUGUGUCUCAUUGAGUAGUGAGGACUCUGACGUCACAAUCUUCAUUUGCCUUCAGUAGACAUUUCCUAUGGAAAAAUACAAAUUCUGCUUUGGAUUUUUCUUCAGGUCGAUGUACAGUGUUGACACAUUCUCUCUGGCCAGAGAUAGGUAUUGUUGUCGUGGAUUUUUUAAAGUAAUGUUUUUUACUUACUGGGGGAAAUCCGAGUUAUUUGAAAAAGUAGCUCUGAAAAAAAUAAAAAUAAAUAAUAUAUAAAUAUCGCUGUACUGUAAGGCAGUUCCAUUUGCCAUGGGGAAUCAAUUGGACUAUGUUUUUAUUUUAAGUUUUUUUUCGUCUUUAAGAACCCAUCCAUUCUUAAAAGACAGCAAAGCCAUUUGUUAUGGCGACAAAGACCGGCCUUUCUUGUGCCAUCUACAGCUCAAAGCUUCUCAGAGUGGCAUUAGCUCAAAAUGAUCAUGAUUGUCCUGUAAAAUAAGCUUGAUGGCAAGUGACAAUGAGCAUACGGAGAUGGAAAUACAUGUUGUCCUUCUGUCGACGGCCUGCUGUUUUGAGAGCGUAACUUGGUAGUUAUCGUAGCGUGCUGUCGCAAGCUCUCGCAUUCAACAUGAUGUGAGCUGUGCAGUUUAGUGUUUUAACCAGGGGACUCUGUGGCAUUCAAACAGUUAAGGAAAAGAAAAAGCCAGUAUUUUAUCUUUCUUUUUUUCUUUCUUUCUUUUUUUUUUUUUUUUUGCUGAUCAUGUUUUUAUAUAAAGAAAGAUAUUUAAAGAACACGUACACAUGUAUACACACACACACACACACACACACACACACACACACAUGUAUAUGUGUAUUUGUUUUGCUUCAUAGUGUGAUUCGAUAUUAACAUUCAUAUUGGGCUGUCACGUAAGAAUUAAUUAUGAUUAUUUUAUAAUCUUAGGGAAAUGAUUUCUGCCUUCAAAAACACAGAUAUAUGCAUCGAAAACACAAAAAAUACCAGUUCACAAAAAAGUAAAUAUAAUUCAUUAUUUAUACCGCAUUUAAUAUAUUUUGCAGUUAUUUAGCAUCGUAUUACUUUUUCAAAGGGAAAUAAUGUAGCUUUCUGUUUCCGAACAAUUUGCGUGGUCUUUUAGUUUGCUUGUUUUUGUUUUUGUUUUUGAAAUCACCCAUACCGUGAGAUACUAAAAUGUAUCCUGAAAAAAAAGAGUAAGCUAUUACAUCCAUUCUUUGAUUGAUUGAUUGAUUGAUUGAUUGAUUGUUUUUAUUGUCUGCAUAUUGUUGAUGAUUCAAUAAUUUUGGACGCAAAGCUGCUAAAUCAUGUUGUAAAAUUGUAUAGAGAAUCAAAGAUCAUUCCCUGUUACAUUCAAGCUACGAGCAAUGACUUUUAUAUUGUAAACAAUUAUUUAUCGAGAGAUGGAUCUUAUGCCACUAUCUUUAUACCGCGGAUUCAUCAAACACAGUUCGAUCUCAAUGGAUAACUCACUUUGAAUCCUUCUAAAAUGGCUACAGUAUAUACUCAAGAGCACUCAAACAAGCAUUUACACCUUUCCUUUUCAGUGGUUUGUGUAGAUAUGUGUUUGCUAUAUACAAGAAAGAUUACUCUUAUUGGUGCACUAUGCAGGUUUCACUCUGUAGAAAGACAGGAUGUUGCUUUAGUUUACAGCACUUGUAUUUUUUUUUAACAAUUGUAUCUGGUAUUGUAAAAGUGGUUAUCGAUGGUAAACAACAUGGUGACUAAGCUGAGAAAUCUUUUGAUAAGCAUUUCACGGAAGGCGGCCUGUCUUAUUGUUGCUAAAUAAACAUGCUCUUUCCAAUGUAUUUAACCUAUUGAAUGUUGUAGUUUUGUUUUUGGUUGUUUUUUUGUUUGUUUGUUUGCUUUCCUUUUAUGCUGUUGUUUAAUGGACCUUGAUGAUGAAUCAUUUUACCAUUCUGUGCAUUUUGUUACUCUGUAUCUUGUGUAAUUGUUUCAACUUGAGUGUUCUUCAAAAGUAGAAAAGACCUUCGAGCUUUUUAGAUGAUAGCGCUUCAAGGUUUAGCAGCAGAACAUGCAUUCCUACAUAUCAUGACUCCAGCUGCUUGUAAAUGUUCCAUUAACAAACCUGUAUGCUACACUUGAUCCCUUUAGAUAUGAUAUUUGAAACCAUGGAUAUGUUUGCAUAUACACGGCAUGACUAUCGUGCAUGCUAACCUUGCUAAAUUGAUAUUCAUGGAGCUUCUGCAACAGACAUCGGGGCAGAAGAAUGCUCUUGCCGUCUUUAUUCGAACCAAUGAGCACAAGUGGGGAAAAGAAACUUUGAUACUUUGGUGUAAAUCAUCUCCAUCGCACUCCAGCUUUCAGCUGAAAAGACCCACAUUGCACUUGGUUUUACAGAAUUUGCGAUGUUAUUUUUGAAAUGAUGCCUGCAAAAUCAGGUGCCUUAUUCAGACAUGAAAACCCAAACUUGAUCUAUUGACAUUUUCUACAGAAAUGAGAUUUUGCCCAUUAUGCCAAGAAUUAAAUCAUAAGUUUCCUAUGAAAUUCUCUCUAAUUCUUUUUUUUUUUUUUUUUGGUUGGUUGGUUUAGUUUUGUUUGUUUUUCUGCUGUGUCGAGCAGUAAGCUUGCUUCAGAUGAGAACUGUUGCUGCUUUGCCCUCAUACAGUUUUCAUUGAAAGAUGAAUGUAGUCUUCCUUCAGUGGAGUUCAAUAUGAUUAAACAUAAAGACUGUGUCCCAUACGUUUUGGUUGAGAGACUAUCCAAAGAGUGCUGCAAUCAUAGACUAAUUUUUUUUUUAAUGUUUAUAUCAUAUAUAUAUAUAUAUAUAUAUAUAUAUGAUAUAAACAUGUAUGUAUGUAUAAACCAUGUGAGAUUUCUUCUGUUUAGGUUCUUGGUUGGAAUUGUCUCUGCCUUUGUUUUGACCUUGGUAGAAGCAGGUAAAUCCAUUCGUACAUGAUACAUUGUAACUUAUAUAUAUAUAUACGUUGGACGUACGCAGUGGUGGAUUCCUCCGAAGCCCUCCGAGUGGAAGAAGCUUUGCAAAGACAAUGUCAAACCUUGUCAACAUUGUGUCCCCUCACCAACGCUCAAGAUUAUUGUGCCUCCCGAUUCUUCUGGUUCUACUGUUCCUCAGAUCGCCGGCUAUGACCUGGAGCAGAGUCACUCACCAAUGAACAGAAAUGGCCUUCAGCAGUUGUUCUCCAACGAACAGAAUCAAGGUUUUCCACGUACACAAAAAUGACACAAAUUGAGGUGCGCAUUGCUCGGCCUAGAUCGUCCUGUGAUGGAAUUCGGUCGGGAAGUCUCGGUGGACCGGCGAACCGCUGACGGACGUCCCCGUUCGCCCGGUCGGGACACUUUCCUUGCACUCAGUCACUCCCUCAGAGAAAAGUUGAGUCUUCUUUUGGUGGUUUCCGCUGCAUGGCUCCCUUCACGGCGAUGUGGGGGGGGAAAGAAGCUCUUCGUUUUAUUGGGUUCAAAAAAACUUGGACAUUGGGUAGGAGUCCUGUCUCACCACCCAUGGUGCUGAAUUUCAAAAUACGUACUUGAACACCCUCAGAGCUGUGACUUGGCACGCGCUGUCAGGUCCGUGAACGAUCUUACGCUAGAAACCGUUCCGAAAUAAAGUUGCUCUUACGACAUCUGCUCAAGCCACUGCAACACCUGUGCCAAGACCUGACCCCACACCGGGCGCACAUGUUGGACUUGGACCGAACCAGUGGUCGGGCGGGAAAAGGGCCGUGCUAAUGUAGCGGUGAUAGCUUACUUUGAUUGUCUGUUUGCUUGUUUGUUUAUUUCUUUUUCUGUUGAGGAAGACAUGGAGAGCUAGUAGGGUCACUUGGACUGUUGGGCCCAGAUCUCUUGCAGUGAAGUGCACCGGACUCACUCAAAUCACUACUCUGAAACCAACGUUACCAAAAAGGUCAUCGAGGAACGCUCGCACCUGUCCAAUCGCAUACUUUUCUACACUGCAGUGAUUUACAUUCCCUUCCGACCUUUUGCCAAAUUUGCAUCGAGCGACUAAAUUGACCUUCAACAUUGGAAGCAGGUUUGCGAAAACGUAACCAGGGCCACCAAAACCUUUUCGUUUUCGAUUCCUCUUGUUUCUUUAGUUUCGAAAAUCCAUACAACAUUCAAUUUACAACAAUUGACGUUAAGUGUCAAUUAUUUGAAAAAAAGAACAAAAAAAAAAAAAGAAAAAAAUACACACUAUGUGAACUUGUGCUUCUAAUGUUGUAUGGUAUUCUACUUGAUAAUUUAGCAUGGGAUCCUUAAGUAGCUAGUACUGUGUGUGUACUCCCCAAGUGUAAAAUCUUUCUCGUUUUUUUUUUUUUUUUUUUUUUUGUAUUUUUAUUUUGUUGGUUCUAGUCACAGUAGGAAGGCUGUAUUUCAUUGCUAAGUGCUCUGUCAUAGAUCUCUUGGUGAUAUUCUUAAGCAAAACUCUGCAGAAGUGUAUCCUACUGAAACUAACAGUUACUUGAUCCUAUUAGCAAUGUCUAUAUUUGUAGUUCACAUAUAUGCCUGUUCAAAUACAAUAUCUUGACAGUUGUUCUAUUUAUGUUUCAGUGUUGUGCUGGGUUUUGACAUACAUUGGACAUUUUCUUUCACUUUUAUUUCUUUCUGUUUUUUUUUUGGUUUUUUUUCUUUCGGCACAACUAGUUGGAGAACAGCUUGGUUUAUCGAGCCUUGUUAGUGUACAGAUGUGAUGUAGGCUUAAAAGCAGUUGUGAUUGAUCUUCAAAAUGUGUCUGUUUGUGUUAUUGUGCCUCUUCUUAUUUGAUUUCAGUUUUUUGUAUUAUCCUUAAUUAUGUCACUGCAUUGUAUCAGCCCGGAGUUGGUACCACAAUUCUGCUUGUAACCAUGAUAGUCUAAUUCUAUUAUUGAUUUUACUAUCAAAAUAAACAUUAGAAACUGCA
Onychostoma macrolepis is the source of this 10286-nucleotide messenger RNA. It is a transcript of the gene crebrf, whose product is annotated as creb3 regulatory factor. Bases 242 to 2398 code for a protein of 718 amino acids. The record is from RefSeq and is a predicted model, not a curated record. Gene Ontology annotation, biological process: response to unfolded protein; regulation of transcription by RNA polymerase II. Gene Ontology annotation, molecular function: RNA polymerase II transcription regulatory region sequence-specific DNA binding; DNA-binding transcription factor activity, RNA polymerase II-specific. The transcript has 9 exons. Gene Ontology annotation, cellular component: nucleus. NCBI's taxonomy places the organism in Eukaryota, Metazoa, Chordata, Actinopteri, Cypriniformes, Cyprinidae.